Molecule: messenger RNA, 2005 nt
Organism: Xenia sp. Carnegie-2017
Lineage: Eukaryota; Metazoa; Cnidaria; Anthozoa; Malacalcyonacea; Xeniidae
Exons: 3
Coding region: 48-1868 (606 amino acids)
Source: RefSeq, a predicted model, not a curated record
UAGCAACCGUAACUAUGGCGCCAUGAUAGGGGGCAUGCAAAACGCACAUGGCGUCAAGUCAAUACGAACGAGUGCCAUGCCUUCCUAAAUAUCGUGAAACUUUAAGUGUUGAAGAUCGUGUUAAAUACGAAGAGAAGUUAAAGUUAAUUUGUGGUAUCGAUCCCUACAAUGUUAGUCACAAAUUUUUUUCUGACGCGAUGGAUUUAUGGCCCAAUGUUGAGUUCCCCGACAUUGUGACCUACCUGUUGUUUUCAACAAGUAGGUAUACCAAGGAGCAGCUGAAAGCUUACAAAAGCUUAGAAUCAUACCAGUAUUUUGUUGCUGGAUGGGUGAGGUGUGUGUAUGUCGGUAAAGCAAGUACUAACAUCAAGAUUUUAAUCGCAAAGGUAAAUCAUUCGCAAAGCCUGAAUGACACUCCUCUAAAACCAUGGGCUGCUGUAUAUAACAAUGGGUCUGUUAUAACAGCACAUUGCAACUGUAAAGCUGGACUGGGAGAAUGUUGUUCACAUGCUGGAGCGUUGCUCUUUGCUGUUGAAACUGGUGUACGAAUAGUAAAGAACAGGACUUGUACGUCUAUUCCCUGUCAGUGGCUAAUGCCUAAGACAGUAUCAAAGAUUACUUAUCAAGAACUUUGUGACGUUGAUUUUACUUCUUCCAAACGUAAAAAGCAAAAGCUGGAUGAACAUAUCAAUGAAUUAGCUUCUAGUUCAUCAUCUACUACCGAUCAGACAAUGACAACAGACAAGCCUCGUUUGCAAAACAAGUACAAGCCGUCUGAAAAUCAAAUAAAGAAGUUUUAUCAACAUCUAAGUGACACUAAAAGUAAUCCUGCAAUCUUGUCACUGAUUUCUCCAUUUAACGAAAAAUUUGUGCCAAAGAGACCUGCUGUUAACCUUCCAGACCCCUUGAAUAAGUUGUACUCCCGCCAAUUUGCUUGUCUUGAGUAUGAAAAGCUAAUUUCGAAAUCAAAAGAAGUUAUGGAGACAAUUACAAUCAAUCAACAACAAGCUGAUAUGAUAGAAAAAGCUACACGAAAUCAAAGCAAGUCUCAGAUUUGGCAUCAAAUGCGAAUGGGGAGAAUAACUGCCAGCAACUUCCACAGGGCUUGUCGUACAAAUCCUGAAACACCAUCACUAAGCCUGGUCAAAGAUGUUUGUUAUGGUUCACAGUUUAAGUCUGAUGCAACAUCGUGGGGAAAGGCCAAUGAGAAGAGAGCCCUAAAUCAAUAUACACAAGUAAUGAAAGAAAAUCAUAGCAUCUUCUCAGUUAAAGAAUCUGGAUUUGUAAUUGAUCCAAAGUACCCUUUUCUUGGUGCAAGUCCAGAUGCAAUCAGUUACUGCAACUGCCAUGGUGAAGGAUGUGUUGAGAUUAAGUGCCCAUACAGUUUAAGAAACAAGACUAUCCAGCAUGGCAUAUGUGGUGGAAAGAAUUUUUGUCUCACUAAGACACCAAAUGGUACCUUACAGAUGGACAGGAAACACCAAUAUUACUAUCAAGUCCAACUGCAAUUAGCCUCUAUAAAGUUAAAGUUUGUAGAUUUUGUUGUCUGGACUCCAAAUGACAUUUAUAUUGAACGAAUUCAGAGAGAUGACAAAUUCCUUGCGGUCAAUAUUGAAAAAGCAAAAGAAAUCUACAUUUUUGCAAUUUUACCAGAGCUUCUUGCAAAGUUUCACACUUCAAAACCACUUCCAUCAAAUGACACAUUAUUGUUUUGCUAUUGCAGAGUUAAGCUAGAUGACACACUUGUUUUAAAAUGUAGUAAUGAUAAAUGUUUGUUUAAAAUGUUUCACACGAAGUGCUGUGGUUUAUCUCGAAAGCCGGCAGCAAACAAACCAUGGUUCUGUGUAGACUGUAGAAAACUUUUGUAGAAAGGGAGAAAAUGUAAAUAGUUCACUAGCAACUAUUUCAGAAGCAACUUCUGAGCCAAUUAUGCUAAGUUAUGAUGUUUGCAAUAUUUAUUAUUUAUCUGUUUCAACAUAUUUUAGAAUAAAUUGUUCAUGUUUAA